AUGGCACUUCGGCUGUCCCAGCUGGUCCUUCUCCUCCUGGGUCUGGCUUUGGUGGCCGAGUCUUCGUCCGCUGAUGCCUACCGGGGGCCAACCCAUUCCGGUGGCAGUGCGCGUUGGGAUGAAGAUCUGUUCGCCGCUCCGGGGACAUGUAAUGGCCAAAUUGGGGAGUGCAUUGACGAAGAGGAGGAGAUGAUGAUGACGGAGAUCGUCGACGGUCGACGACCACGAAUUCUCUUCAAAACCAACAAGUUCAUUAGCUACGAGGCUUUGAAGAAGAACAAGGUCCCAUGCCCACGUCCCGGCGAUUCCUACUACGACUGUAGGAAAAGUAAGACGGUUAAUCCUUACAGGCGUGGUUGCAGCGUCAUCACAUACUGCCAGAGGAUCAUUAUAUAA
Nelumbo nucifera (sacred lotus) is the source of this 396-nucleotide messenger RNA. Its product is annotated as rapid alkalinization factor-like. Gene Ontology annotation, cellular component: plasmodesma. The record is from RefSeq and is a predicted model, not a curated record. Lineage: Eukaryota; Viridiplantae; Streptophyta; Magnoliopsida; Proteales; Nelumbonaceae. Gene Ontology annotation, biological process: calcium-mediated signaling.